This is a messenger RNA of Aaosphaeria arxii CBS 175.79, 1341 nucleotides long. Its product is annotated as amidohydrolase 2. Gene Ontology annotation, molecular function: hydrolase activity; carboxy-lyase activity. Gene Ontology annotation, cellular component: cytosol; cytoplasm. The record is from RefSeq and is a predicted model, not a curated record. Gene Ontology annotation, biological process: secondary metabolic process. The transcript has 3 exons. Bases 1 to 1113 code for a protein of 370 amino acids. Lineage: Eukaryota; Fungi; Ascomycota; Dothideomycetes; Pleosporales.
AUGGACAGACCUUCCCCAGUGAACAGGAUCAUUACCAAUGCGAAGCGUGAUGGUAUUGAUUUAACAGUACUUCCAUUCCUUGAUGAUGCACUGGAAUCUAUUGAAGCAAUAUCUCAAUCUAUCAGAUCUGAUUUGCCCGAUUUUGAGAAUGCAACGAAGAUCGAUACUCACGUUCAUCCAGUGCCAGACUGGUUCCGUGAGCUGCAACCUCUUGCUGCCGGCCGCAGAACACCUUCAUGGGACGUAGAUUCGCAUCUAAACUUUAUGGCAGAGCAAAAGAUCAAACGGUCCAUACUUUGUUUCAGCACCCCUCAGGCAAACGCUUUCCCCGCCGAUAGAGCGAAGACAAUCGCAUUGGCGAGGCUUUUGAAUGAAUUCAAUGCUGAGUUGGGAUGCGCGUACCCGCAGCGAUUUUCCUGGCUUGCAGUGACUUCAUUACCAUAUCUAGAAGAGGCUAUAAGAGAAGUGCAGUACUGCCUUACAGAAUUGGGUGCGCUUGGUGUUGGUAUAUUGACGAAUCAUGAAGGCAUUUAUCCAGGAGAUAAGUCUUUCAACCCUCUAUGGGAGUAUCUUCAAAACCAAGAAGAUGACAGGGCAGUCGUCUUCAUUCACCCAACUGAUCCAGUCAUUCGACUCGAGGACGGAAGAUUCCUUAACUCCAAUCCAUCACCACUACGCGCUGGUCUGGGCGAGUUUUACUUCGAGACCGCCCGGGCAAUAUCGAGUAUUACAGCGAACAGAACUAUCUUAGAGUAUCCUAACAUUCAUUGGCGAGUAUCGCAUGGGGCGGGAGCCUUCCCAAGUAUCCAAGAUCGCUUCUUGAUAGGAUUUCCAAAAGACGCAGAAGAUGUAAGAAAGGCAUACGCAACAAGGUUUUGGUACGAUAGCGCCGGUCCUGUGUAUCCAAAUCAGAUCAAGGGGUUGAUGGCAAACGGUGUACCCACCAGUCAAUUCGUUUUUGGAACGGACUACCCAUAUGGAAUGGGCUUUUGGGAUGUCAAUGCAAAUGUUGCUGCCCUAGUUGAUGCCAAAUUCCUCUCUGACGCCCAGAAGGAAGCGAUUUUAUUUAGGAAUGUGGAGCGACUUUGGACGAGCAGAUUUCAUCUGCAGUAAGGGCGCGACCUCCUUCGGAUGGGAUGAUUCCGUGGAAUCGAUUCACUUCUUCUUCAGGAUAGAAAAAAUUUGUUCUCCAAGAUUGUCAAAGCCAUUUUGAAAGACUUUGCGGCCCGCCAGUUCACUUGCAAACGCUAUCUUCCGUCGCAAUGACCAUGUUUGGCGAUGAAGAAUGCAGAACAGAAUUCCAGCGAUAAACGAAUCACCCGCACCAACGGGACUGCCACA